This is a messenger RNA of Arachis stenosperma, 951 nucleotides long. RefSeq lists its product as uncharacterized. Lineage: Eukaryota; Viridiplantae; Streptophyta; Magnoliopsida; Fabales; Fabaceae. The transcript has a single exon. The coding region runs from base 1 to 951 and encodes 316 amino acids. The record is from RefSeq and is a predicted model, not a curated record.
AUGGAGUCCGACAAUCUAAAAUACCAAGGGAGAUGCAAGGAGUUCGGUAACGGGUGCAUGUGGUUGAUUCGGAUAGUCAUGCGGAAAAGGAAGAUCACAUGGAAAGUAAGGAAGUACAACGGACCACACACGUGUAUGGCCACAUCGAUUUCGAGCGACCACAAGCAGCUUGAUUAUCAUGUGAUUUGUGCAAGAAUCUUUUCAUUGGUUAGAGCUGAUGCGUCGAUAUCGAUUAAGGUGUUGCAAGAGGCAACAGAGGCAACAUAUGGUUUCAAGCCAAGUUAUCGGAAGGUGUGGUUGGCAAAGCAGAAGGCAAUAACACAGAUCUAUGGCAAUUGGGAGGAGUCAUAUGCGGAUCUGCCCCGCUGGAUCCUUGGGGUCACAUUCACCAUGAACGGUUCUAUUGCUCUGCUGAAGACCUCCCCGGUUAGAGUGGGUGACCAGGUUGAUGAAGAAAGAGUCUACUUUCAUCGCAUGUUUUGGACAUUCCCUCCAUGUGUUGAGGCAUUCCGCCACUGUAAGUCACUCGUCAGUAUCGAUGGGACACACUUGUAUGGUAAGUAUGGAGGGACCUUGUUGUUGGCGAUUGCUCAGGAUGGGAAUUCGAAUAUUUUGCCUGUUGCGUUUGCACUGGUAGAGGGAGAAAAUGCUGAGUCUUGGUCAUAUUUUCUGUCCAAUCUUAGAAGACAUGUUACUCCACAAGAAGGUAUUCUCGUCAUCUCUGACAGACACAACGGCAUCAAGGCUGCGCUGGAGUCACCAAAUAGUGGUUGGCGACCUCCGCAUGCUUAUAGGGCAUUUUGUAUUCGGCAUGUUGCUGCAAAUUUUGCCCUCACCUUCAAGGGGCAGGAUGUCAGGAGGUGGCUGGUUAACGCCGCUUAUGCGAAGACUGAAGCAGAAUUUGAAAGUAUCUCUGGAUGUGCCACAGCAAGUACAUCAAGCGCGGAGUAG